GUGGCAUGAUAUAAAGCGAAAGUGUGAACGCAAAGAAAUACCGUGGCGACAGCGACGAUGGUCUUUAACGGCCAGGUUUUAUUUAGUGAACAUGUUUUAAGUCACUACCGAGGUGUCCGAUGGCUUUGGUUUCACUGGCUUUCUCCGUCUGCGUUAUGAUAGUUUGUUGGCCUCAAUUAUCCAGCAGCGAUAACAGCUGUCCAUGUCCAGAAAUCCCAAAGUUGAAUUUAACAAAUCUCCCACAACAAGGCUGCUUCAAAAUAGGUGACAUUUUUCGCUACAAAUGUAAGGAUGGCUACCUGAGACAAGUGGGAACCUCAAAUUUAAUCAGAUGCAAUGAUCGGGGAGCUGUUCCACAGUGGAGCGAACCAUGGCUGGUGUGUAUACGUGACCCAAGGAUAACCACAACACAACCACCAAAAGCAACGAGGGCAACAACAACGGAGAGUCGCACUGAUAUUUCCCAUUACUCCAUCAGUACUUCCGCUAUCAGUUUUUUCUUCUCAGCAACAGCUUCCACUGCCCAGAUGAUGCAGAAUGCAAGCACAGUGCUUGAACAAGGAACCACUACACAGACAACCACCCACGCAGAAACUGUGAUGGAGACAACAGGAAAGACCGACACAAUCCAGAAUGCUACAGUGUCACCAAGAAGAGCUGACAACACCACCCCUUCUACACUCAAAAUUGACCCUGCAACAACCACAGCGGCAACGGUCACCACUGUUUUACUGGUGAUUCUCUGUACUGCAGGGAUUGUCUUACUGUAUCGAAGGAGGCGAAGAGAGCACAUCCCAGUGAACCAGGACCCAGAGGAUCUGUGAACACUGAAUGCAUGAGUCCUGGCCUACCUGGAGUGGACCAGUACAACACACUGACUUUGCAGUCACAGAGAGCUGCAGCAGUGUUUUACCAAAAGCAACAUCCCUUAAGUGAAGAAUGGACUCUUACCUCCACAUAGGACUGGUUGUCAUCGGUGCUUGAUAACCCAUUUGAACUUCUGUGGACGUCAUUCCAAAGAAUCACAGCCAUCUUGAUAUGGCAGCCCAAGAGGCUCAAUCUGAAACUUUCCUCUUAAUAGCUUUCUAGCUUCACAUAACCAAAAAACAACUCUAUAUGAGGAACUUUACGGUUAACAUCCCUCUGGGUCAACCAUUGCUCUGGUGCUAUGGUGGGAAGUGUUUUAUUUCUUUCUUUUAUUUAUUAUUCAGCUCUCAUGAAAAUACCAAAACUGAGUUACUCAAACUAAAUGUUGUCUCUAGCCAGGCAUUGAUGCAGUUAUAUCUCUGUUUAUCACAGAGAUGAACCCUUGUACAAAAACAAUAAUUAGGAAAGUAUUAUAUCUUCAGUAUCAGUUGGUGAGCUAGAUGGACACAAACAGACCAAAUUAUUUGUUCAAUUUUCUGCAGAGUAUUAUUUCGGCCAGUAACAGCAUGUCUUCUUUUGGAGCUGCUAAACCUUUUGCUCAAACACUUGGUAAUUUGUUUGUAAUGGGUCCUUAGUUAUACCUGGCAAAUGGAUUAUAGCCCCUUAGAUAAAUGAUCACUGGCCACUUGGUUAGCUACGGGUGUUUGUUAAGUCAGACAAAUCAGACUUGCCGAAGUGCAUCAAGUUGCACUUAAGCAUGGAGAUUGAUCUUAAAGAAGAGGCUAAAUUAUUCAUUAAAUGUUACUGUGGAUGGAAACAGGAAAUGCAGUAAGAAAUGAACUACAGUAGGGAGAACACAAUUUUUAGAAAUGUCAGAAAGCAAUCUGAAUCUGUAAUUCAGCUUUUGGACCCAAUGGAGUUGCGCUUUUUUUUUUUUUUU
Molecule: messenger RNA, 1807 nt
Organism: Oreochromis niloticus (Nile tilapia)
Lineage: Eukaryota; Metazoa; Chordata; Actinopteri; Cichliformes; Cichlidae
Gene: il15ra
Product: interleukin 15 receptor subunit alpha
Exons: 8
Coding region: 120-824 (234 amino acids)
Biological process (GO): interleukin-15-mediated signaling pathway
Molecular function (GO): interleukin-15 receptor activity
Source: RefSeq, a predicted model, not a curated record